CCAAGUAAUACAACGUCAUCACGUAGCAACCAUCAGACGUGACCCCUGCCGAGGAACCUAAGGCAGCACAAGCACUAUUCCAGUGUAAAGUAGAUGCAACUGGUUAAACGGGACUUUUGAGCACAACUGGUGUACAAGACGCAGCCAUGCAGACAAUCAAAUGUGUUGUAGUUGGAGAUGGUGCAGUUGGAAAAACCUGCCUUUUAAUCUCGUACACGACCAACAAGUUCCCUUCAGAGUAUGUGCCAACAGUAUUUGAUAACUAUGCAGUAACGGUUAUGAUAGGCGGGGAGCCAUACACCCUUGGGCUGUUUGACACUGCAGGUCAGGAAGACUAUGACCGGUUACGACCGCUCAGCUACCCCCAGACUGAUGUGUUUUUGGUCUGUUUCUCUGGGGUCUCUCCCUCCUCAUUUGAAAAUGUUAAAGAAAAGUGGGUUCCUGAAAUCACCCACCACUGUCCAAAGACACCGUUCCUGUUAGUGGGUACCCAGAUAGACCUGAGAGAUGAUCCCUCCACCAUUGAGAAGUUGGCAAAGAACAAGCAAAAACCAAUAACUCCGGAAACAGCUGAGAAGCUGGCACGUGAUCUGAAGGCUGUCAAAUACGUGGAGUGCUCUGCACUGACUCAGAAAGGACUGAAGAACGUGUUUGACGAGGCCAUAUUGGCUGCCCUAGAGCCCCCAGAACCCAAGAAGAAGCGCAAGUGUGUGCUGCUAUGAGUCUCUGCCUCCUCCUUCUCCCCCUUGCCUUGCUGAGGCAGACCCGCUGGUCUCUCACUCUACAGUGAUCACUAUGAGGCAGGCUGGCCAAUACACUGAAUGACCAGCCUGUUGCUCUAGUAAUAAUUAUGGCAGAUUAUAGGUAGAUUAUUUUAUGUUUUUAUGAUGAUAGCAGUGACAGCAAUGAAAAACAUUUGUGUUUUGUUAGGCUUCCAACCAUUGUAAUGAUGAAUUAUAUAGCAAUAUGUGCUGUAGUUCCAUUGUUAUGGUUUUUAGUCAUCCAUUGGGAAAACACUGAAGCAGUUCCGAUGUCAUGAUUUUACACCGGAGUCAUUCCACACAUUACCAUCAGCUCGCAGACCAAAAACUGAACCAAACAAGAUGAUGGGAGGGGGUUAAAAGUUAAGAACCGCCAAGCCAAUAGUCAGCCUCAAUCUGAUCAAUCAAUCUUGUUUUCAAUGUGAAUCUUCAGGAUGCUAGCAAUCCUACCAUGUAGAUCGUCAACUGGCAUUCUGUCAUUUAGUAGUUGCCUUUAGGAAAAGCCAUUUGGAUUACAGUGAAUGCAUAGAUCCAAGGUAUGACUUAAAGAAAGUGCAUUACAUUCAUAUCAGUGCUCAUCAGUCAUCUGUGUAUCUAGUAGGACGGUGUAAUGCAGACAUCGGGCCCUAAUGUCAUUGAUGGACCUCAGGUAAAGCAACAAGCAAAGUCUGAACGAAAUCUGGCGUGUGGGAGCAUUGUGCUUAGGAUAUUUCUCAUGGUAUUAAAUUAGCAAAAUUAUUUUCCUAAGUUAUUAAAUUAGCUUUAAUUCGUCCGCGGCUGACUGUUCGUUGCCAGUUGCCUGUCAUUGACACUAGGGCCCAUAGUUUGCUAAAUUUUUCUUAUUCUGUUUGAGAUUUGUGAUGGUUUGGUCCUUCAUGAUUGAAGCAGGGGCUGAUGCCUUCAGUUCCAUUUUUUUUAGUUUAGUUUUUUAGAACAUAAAGAGAAAUGAAAGCACAUUUGUCAACGCCUCCCAUGGAAGCCAGUUCUGCUUACACUAAAGACCACACAUACAUUUUUUUUUGUAUUGUUUUGAUCUGCUUUCCUGUUUAUCAAUCAGGAUAUUUAGGCAGUGUUUACAUAUGUUAAUGCUGUGCAGGCUAAGACGAUUAUGCAUCAGUAUAGACCUAUACCAGCGCAUUUUCAUGACUUCAGUUUGAAGUCACUAUUAAGACGUGGAUCAAGAACGAUGUUACCAAGUGUUACCAGUUUUUACUUUUCUUUAUUUCUUUUUGAAACAUGUACUGUCAUUUUAUUGCUGCAUUUAACUGAAGCAGAAAUGCAAUACCUUAAUGUCUUGGUUUAUAAUCUGUAUUGGUAUCCUAGAUGGUUUACAGAAAUCUAUGAUGUAAAAUCCAUUUGUUUUACUUCCUCUUGAAUGGUGUUUACGUGUGCUGAAGAUUUUUUCCCCCAUUGAUGUUAACCACUAUGGUCAGAAAUUAUUAGGUGUGACUGAAUUUGCACUACGUGACUCACAUCAAACAAUGAAAGAUGUUUAGAAUCAGUGGACAUUUUUUUUCUUGCUAUUUAACAGCACUUUAUAGGUUUACUUUUCUUUUGCUACUUUUAUACAAAUAUGUACAUUUCAUUGACUGAAGCAAUUCAUUUAUGAAUGACAUAAUAACAAUGAAAGCAGUGAUUAUUAAUUUAUCAUGGCCUAAUAAAGUAAGCAAUUCAU
Clupea harengus (Atlantic herring) is the source of this 2436-nucleotide messenger RNA. RefSeq names its product cell division control protein 42 homolog. The record is from RefSeq and is a predicted model, not a curated record. Gene Ontology annotation, biological process: small GTPase-mediated signal transduction. Gene Ontology annotation, molecular function: GTP binding; GTPase activity. Lineage: Eukaryota; Metazoa; Chordata; Actinopteri; Clupeiformes; Clupeidae.